CCAUUUUUUAACUGCUAUUUCUCAGGAUACAGGAUAUCCAGGAUUUAGUUCAUUCCACAAUGAGUGAGGUAUUUGAAGGAUAUGAGCGCCAAUAUUGUGAGCUUUCAGCAAAUCUCUCUAGAAAGUGUACAUCUGCUAGUCAUCUCGAUGGAGAACAAAAGAAGCAGAGAAUUUCUGAAAUAAAAACUGGGCUAGAUGAAGCUGAGGCUUUGAUUCGGAAGAUGGACCUUGAGGCUAGAAGUUUGCAGCCAAGUGUAAAGGCCAUACUUCUUGCCAAGUUAAGGGAGUAUAAAUCUGAUUUGAACAAUUUGAAAAGUGAAAUUAAAAGGAUUUCAUCAGCCAAUGUAGGUCAGGCUGCAAGAGAUGAGUUGUUGGAGUCAGGAAUGGCAGAUACGCUAAUGGUAAGGUGUCAAUACUCUAUCUUCAGUUCUUAG
Molecule: messenger RNA, 434 nt
Organism: Amborella trichopoda
Lineage: Eukaryota; Viridiplantae; Streptophyta; Magnoliopsida; Amborellales; Amborellaceae
Source: RefSeq, a predicted model, not a curated record